AUGGAAGCACUCAAUGACCCACUAAAUGAUAGACAAGUUAAGACUAUAAAACCCCCUCCUCACAGACCACUUAACUCGAAUACCAUGUACCCUGAUCCUUGUAAACACUAAUAUUUAUUCAAACCUCAAAAAUAGCUAGACCAACAGUUCCAGAUCUUUAAGUAAUAAGAUAGCAUCUUCUGGCAGAGGGGACUAUAUCAAAAGAGUGAACCUAAUGUUUUGAAAUUACAAGAACCAGUUAUUAUUGUUGGUGAUAUUCAUGGACAGUACUAUGACUUAAUUCACAUGUUUGAAAAAGUUUUAAAUUACCCAAAGGAUAUUGUAUUAUUAAGAGGAAAUCACGAGAGUAGAGCUAUGACUGAACACUUCACUUUCAGAAAUGAGUGUCUUAAUAAAUACAAAGAGGAGUAGAUAUAUGAAUUGUUCUUGGAAUGCUUUGAAGCAUUGCCAUUAGCAGCUGUAGUAAAUAAUGAUUAUUUGUGUAUGCAUGGAGGAGUCUCGCCAUAAUUGGCUGAUGCUGAUGAAAUUAAUAAGAUUAAUAGAUUUGUCGAGCCACCUCUCUCUGGUCUACUCUGUGAUCUCCUUUGGUCUGACCCAGUAGACGACUCUUAAGCAAUGAAAGUAAAUUUCAGUGAAAAUAAGGAAAGAGAGUGCUCAGUGAAAUUCGGAUUAAAACCGGUGAAAGCAUUACUGAAGAAGAAUAAUUUUCUAUCCAUCAUCAGGGCUCAUUAGGUCUAAUUAGAAGGUUAUAAAAUGCAUAGAUGGGGUGGAGCUCAAGCUUUUCCCUCUGUAAUUACUGUAUUUAGCGCUCCAAAUUAUUGCGGAACCUACAGUAAUAAAGGAGCAGUUAUCUUAAUUGAAAACGAUAAAAUGAAUAUAAAGUAAUAUAAGGAUGUGGACCAUCCAUUCCAUCUCCCGGGAGAUAUUGACUUAUUUUCAUGGUCAAUUCCUUUCUUGGCAGAAAAAGUUACAGAAAUGCUUUUUGCCAUAGUUGGUUAAAAUAAUGCGUACUCACCUUUGUCUGCGAAAGAAUUAGAGAACAUAGACUUCUCGAAAUUGAUGAAAGAUUACGGAAAGGAAGAAAAGAAAGAGAGAAAUGAAAUUCUGAGAACUAAAGUUAUGACAGUAGCAAGAUUGUAGAGACUGUUCAAAAAUCUAAGAGCAAAUAGUGAAAUGCUUAUCUAAAUAAAGAAAAAUUCCUCGGAUGGUAAGAUUCCCAGAGGACUAUUGCUUAGUGGCAGCCCUGCUAUUAGGAACGCUUUCUCAGAAUUCGAGGUCUCCAGAUAGUUAGAUAGAGAAAAUGAGAAGUACCCAAGAACCUCCGUAAAAUCUUAGCCAGGAGCACGCUUCAGAAUGCCAUAAUGA
This is a messenger RNA of Stylonychia lemnae, 1365 nucleotides long. NCBI's taxonomy places the organism in Eukaryota, Ciliophora, Spirotrichea, Sporadotrichida, Oxytrichidae. The record is from the annotation of a GenBank genome assembly.